Aricia agestis (brown argus) is the source of this 1160-nucleotide messenger RNA. RefSeq names its product high affinity copper uptake protein 1-like. The coding region runs from base 145 to 675 and encodes 176 amino acids. NCBI's taxonomy places the organism in Eukaryota, Metazoa, Arthropoda, Insecta, Lepidoptera, Lycaenidae. Gene Ontology annotation, molecular function: copper ion transmembrane transporter activity. The record is from RefSeq and is a predicted model, not a curated record. Gene Ontology annotation, biological process: copper ion transmembrane transport. Gene Ontology annotation, cellular component: membrane. The transcript has 5 exons.
CCCGCGCUACGUGUUGACAAGUGACCACGUUUCGUUUCGCGCCACUUUUCACAACUAUUUUCGUGAUCGGUCAGUGCUGUCAAAACAAACUUUUGUUGAUUAAAUUAAUUAUUUUCAUUGCUUGGUGACCACGUGUUUACAGAGAUGGAGGGCCACGACCACCACGACCACGCCGACCACGACCACGGCGACCACGGCGCCGCUGACGACUGCAUGGGGCACAGCGGCCAUAGCAUGGUGUUCCACGCGGGCGUGUGCCAGGAGAUCCUGUUCUCGGGGUGGGUGACGCGGUCGGCGCUGGAGCUGCUGGGCUCGGCGGCGGCCAUCUUCCUGUGCGGGGUGCUGUACGAGGGGCUGAAGUACUACCGCGAGGCGCUGUUCGCGCGCCACUCCGCCGCCGCCGCCGCCGACUCGCAGGUCAACAUCGCCAAGAGCGAGUGCGGCGCGCGCUGCAGCGGCACCGCCGUUGUCAAGUACAGCAUGCUGUCGUCGGGCCACGCGGCGCAGACGGUGCUGCACGCGGUGCAGGCGGCGGCGUCCUACCUGCUGAUGCUGGUGUUCAUGACCUACAACGUCUGGCUGUGCCUGGCGCUCGUGCUGGGCCUCGCCACCGGGUACUUCUGCUUCGGCUGGCGCAAGAACACCGUCGUCGACGUCACCGAGCACUGCCAGUGACACCCCCCAGACGCUCCGAAACUCCAACAUUCCCGAUGCGACAGACACACAGACGAACGAAGCUUGCCACUCUGCUUUGACUGAAAGUUUUAGAAAACACAGAGAAAAAAAUACUUUAAAUGAUUGUGAGUAGCACCGCGGUGAGGACUGAGGAGGGACUAUUUUCUUUUAUUGGAAUCGCUAGUUUCGUAAAUAUUUAAAAAAAAAAAGUUCCUUUGAGAUUAACGUUCUUCAGAGACACGUUCAUUGGGACUCUUUAGGAACCACACAUUUUUUUGCAAAUACAAGAAUAAUGUAGAAGAUUCGCAGUUUCCAACCAAAUGUAUCAUUAGUUUUUCCAUCCAAUAACACCGUCAAACUUAUUUAGAAACUGAACAUCAGUAUUUAAGCUCUUCAUUUUGUUUCGGAGAAGUUCACCUAUACCUAUCUAGUUUCAGAAGUUAAUGUACGCUAGACAUUAUAAAUCUUAAAAAAAUAAUCUUAUU